Messenger RNA from Exophiala aquamarina CBS 119918, 1338 nucleotides. RefSeq lists its product as uncharacterized. NCBI's taxonomy places the organism in Eukaryota, Fungi, Ascomycota, Eurotiomycetes, Chaetothyriales, Herpotrichiellaceae. The record is from RefSeq and is a predicted model, not a curated record. Bases 1 to 1338 code for a protein of 445 amino acids. Gene Ontology annotation, molecular function: oxidoreductase activity. The transcript is spliced from 2 exons.
AUGUUUUCCUCAUUACUGCCCCGAUCGCUUCCCACUUUUGGACUUGGUCGAGGUGGUACGGGCGAGUCCAUCCAAAUUCCUGCCGUUGAGGUCCAUGACGUUGAAGUCCUCAGUGACAAACGAGGCCGCAGACUUAAACAUUUGCUUCGCCUGAAUCACGCUACAUACUCAAUAUUGUACAAUCGCUUGAGAUUUCAUAACCACACUCCUCAUCACUUAGGCUCUGGCUAUCUACUCGGCGGAACUGCUGAUCAUCUUAACGAUAUAUACGAAGAUGCAGUCGCAAACGAUGGUCACGAGCCUUGGAAAGACUCGCCAUCCGAGAUCGCGCUGCAUGACUAUCGCGACUAUCUCGGAAAACGCGAAUACCAGCGAGCGUGGGUGGAUUUCUUCGAAGAUCAAUUAGUUCUUGAAGGGUACGAAUGGAAAGAUGUUGUAGGAAGAUUUAUCUACGAACGGGGCUCCAAGGGCUCUGCGAAUGAGUGGCCUUUAUUCAAUGCUCUCGUCUCGGGAUUGGGCCACCCUCUCAUCCAUCUCGGGUACGCCUACGAGCUUAAUAGCCGCGAAGUGGCGAUGGAAGCAUUGGGUCUGGCAGCAACGUGCUACGAUCCGAAACUUGCAGGGAUGCUGGAACAUUCGCCUUCCAGUCAGUCGAAUUCAACAAACGAUCUGUACGAGGUCUUUGAGCGUGUACACAGUGACAAAAGGCUUGACGGCGCCUUUGACAAGUAUGGCGGUGACAAUUUGUCGCGACUCCUCGCUGAUGAGGCACUGACGACCAUCCUACUCGAACAUUGGUCAUCUUGGAAGAUAGCCGACCCAACCAGAGACUUUGCUCAAUCUCAACAGUUGGCUACGAACUUGCUCAUCGCCAGCGGACCAGCAGUGGGUGGGCAUGGGUACGAUUUCUUCCUCGUCCACCUUCUGACAACCUCGCAUGCUGUCCGAAUCCUGAUCCCAUUUAUCCCUCGCGAACAUCACGUGAAAAUUGUCCGCGAGUGGCUGUGGAUCACAAUCGCAAUCUACAUUGCGCAGCUCCGGCCCGCCAUCAAGAAAUCAUCCGUCACGAAUUUUGAUCUACGGGGCCGAGAUUGGGCGUUCGCCAAACACACAGCGCUUGAGGGAAAGAAGAAGUUGGACGCGCAUUUUGUCAAGGCCAUUCGUGCGAUCAAGGAGGUCCAUAAGCUGUGGGGUGAUCCUGAGGACGCCGAGAACUUCUUUCUCAAGGCUGCUGUCAGGCUGGCCAGCGAGUUUGACGGGUGGGGAGGAUUUGGUGCGGAAGAUGAGGAGGCUGAGAGGGAUAUGGAGGAAGAAAUCAAAAAGAGACGGGCACAGUAA